AUGACCGUCUCUCAAUCGCGAAAGUCCCAACAAAGCUCGAAAGAAGGGCGAGAUCGCUACUCCUGCGAUGCAUGCGACGCCGACAUCACCAACUUUAUUCGCAUCAAGUGUGCGACCCCUGUUUGCAAGGAGAUAGAUCUUUGCCCAAAGUGCUUCUGCGAGGGAAGGGAGGUGGGGUCACACAAAGCGUGGCACGAUUAUAUGGUCAUUGAUCAGCCAACGUAUCCAAUAUAUGAUGAGGCUUGGGGCGCUGAUGAGGAACUUAUGCUCCUCGAUGGCAUCCUCUCUUCUGGUCUGGGAGACUGGCAGGGGGUCUCAGAUAAGCUCUUCGGCCUCCGUUCCAAAGCUGAUAUCGAAUAUCACUACCGCUCCGUCUACCUUUCCUCCCCCACUUGGCCACGUGUCGAAAAGCGCCCUUUCCCGGACUAUGACCGAGAAGAGUUUCUUGCUUGCAAGCGGAGACGCAUAAAACAGAUGUCAGAUGCUCUUCCCCCGCCACCGCCGCCAAAGGCACCUACCUCAGGCCCAGCAAAUCACGAAAUCACGGGCUACAUGCCUGGGAGGCUUGAGUUCGAGCACGAGCUGGUACACGAGGCCGAGGAGGCCAUUGCCGACAUGCACUUUGGAGUCGUCUUGCAACACGGCGGUGACGAGCAGCCCGAGCCCGAACCAGAACCAGAGCCCGAGCCCGAGCCCGAGCCCGAACCAGAGACGGACGGAGAUGGGGAUGGGGAGGACGAAGACGGGCCAGGUGAAGAAACUGAGCCGCCGGAGCCGCCCAUUGGCAUAGAGGAACCAGAGGAGCUGGAAGUCAAGCUCAGUCUGAUUAAGGGAUACUAUGAUAAACUGGAUAAGAGGAUCAGGGCAAAGCAGGUUGUCUUCCAGCGUGGGUUGCUAGAAUAUAAGAAGCUCCAAAUGGCGGAGAGGAAACGACCCAAAGAGGAAAGAGAGAUGUUUCAGCGGCAAAAGCCAUUCGCGCGCGUCCAAACGGCGGAAGACUUCGAAGUGUUUGUGGAUGGUUUGAUGUACGAGACAGCACUCAAGAAACGAAUAACGGAACUACAGCAGAUGCGCCGGGACGGAGUCUUAAGCACGGCCGAGGUCGAGCGUUACGAGAAGGACAAAGCACAGCACGCCAACCACCGUGCAUAUGUAGAUCGAGCGUACCCACAGUCAAAAUCUGUACGUGGCUCAGUCGCGCCGGGAGAACGCGACAGCGUGCCGCCCUUUGGGCGCGGCUCUCCAACCACGUUAUCUGUGAUUCCUGGCGCCCGUGUGCGCAAACCCCCCCCUCCCCUCAAUCUUGCCAACGCACACUCUAUUCAUCUCCUCACGCCUGCUGAGCAGGUUUUCUGCAGCACGAUGCGCAUUCUUCCUAAGCCGUUCCUGGGCAUGAAAGAAGCUCUCGUGCGUGAAUUUGCCCGCCGAAACGGUAGAAUGACACGGCGCGAGGCACGAGAGGUGCUGAAGAUCGAUGUGAACAAAGUUGGAAGAAUAUGGGACUUCCUCAAAGAUUGUGGGCUGCUCCAUCUGUCCCAUGAGGAAGCACCACCACCCUCGUCAUCGGCAACGGGGCCAGUCAAAAGCGCCACAAAGUCUCCUUCAAAGCCGGUGUCUACAGUGGGAAAAGUCGCCGCCUCUCUCACUCCACCGCCUGCUUCGGUCGGUCUCCCGCGCCCCUCGUCAGCAAUGGGCAACAAGCCUUUUGCUCCUUCCCCGCUGAAGAAUGCAUCGCACCCGAAUCCGCCAACGCCGGCGUUGAACGGCUCAUCCCCCAAAGGCAUGAGCACUGGGGUAAGCCGACCUCCUCCCCUGAUAGGGAAGAAGCCGCCCAACUCGGGUCCAGCCCUGUCUCGCACGCCCUCUUUUCAAUCAACCAAAAACAGUGGUGGAGUGCAGUAG
Molecule: messenger RNA, 1902 nt
Organism: Dacryopinax primogenitus
Lineage: Eukaryota; Fungi; Basidiomycota; Dacrymycetes; Dacrymycetales; Dacrymycetaceae
Exons: 6
Coding region: 1-1902 (633 amino acids)
Biological process (GO): regulation of transcription by RNA polymerase II; chromatin remodeling
Cellular component (GO): nucleus; SAGA-type complex
Molecular function (GO): protein binding; transcription coactivator activity; chromatin binding
Source: RefSeq, a predicted model, not a curated record